UCAGGUGGCAUAUAUGGAGGAUGACAGAGGAAGUGAUUAGAUAGUUUGUCAGUCAUACACAGGGACAGAUGCCAGAAACAGAAAUAGUCAUUAUGAAAUUGAGAAGUCGAGCGUAAGAUUCAAGCUGUUUAUUUAGCGUUUAGUGGCCUCGACAGACCAGAUCAUUGAGCUUACAGAGAGUUUGGAUCGGAACGGUGGGAUCUGAGAGAAGAAGAUCAUGUACAACAACAAUAACAGCACACCAUCAUCAUCCUCCUCGUCCGAGACUGGAGAUUCGGUGAGAAGUUCGGUGUUUAACCCGAGUGAACCGCUGAGACAGCCGCGGACGUAUCCUCCGGUCGCAGAAAGCAGUUCAGAAAGCCAAGGAUUCUCUACAUUUUUCAAUUCAGGGUACUUAAACAGCAGUUCUACUGCCUUAAAAUCAUCAGAUUCGCUAGUGAAAAACUCCAAACUGUCUGCCGCUGCACCAGAGUUUGUCCCGAGCGCUUAUGCGUCAUACCAGAAUGAUGUGUAUUCUGAUGGAUCUGAAGGAUGCUAUGCCGAGGCCUCAUUGGCUGAUUUAGUUCAGGAUUUUGUAAGCCAUCUGACCACGUCUCCAGGGUCCUUCGAGGUGGAAAUCGAUUACAUCACAGAUACGCUGAACAGCUGGGUGACCACAGAAGAGACGUUACAGGAACUAGUAGAGCUCAUCUACACACAGUCAACAUCUGUUCCCAACUUCUCCUACACUGGGGCACGGCUCUGUAAUCAUUUGUCCCAUUGCAUCAGUCUCAGUCCAUCCAGCGGGAACUUCCGUCAGCUGCUGCUGCAGAGGUGUCGUACAGAGUAUGAGCAGAGAGAUCAGGCUGUGAAAGGAGAUGAGACCACACAGAAAAAGUAUCAUUCAUAUGUGUUGUUUCUGGGGGAACUUUACCUUAACCUAGAGGUCAAAAGGGGCAAAGGCGCACCAGAACGAGCUGUCGUCUUACUGGGAGCUCUAAAGGAUCUUUUAAAUGCAUUGUUCUCACACCCCGACGACCCAAACCUAAUCUGUGCUGUCAAGUUACUCAAGCUGAGCGGUUCAAUUCUGGAGGACACAUGGAAGGAGAAAGGAAAGUCAGACAUGGAUGAGAUAAUCAAGAAAAUUGAAGAGAUUUUGUUGGAUGCUAGAUGCAGCCGAGAUGUCAGACAGAUGUUGUUGAAACUGGUGGAGUUACGGUCAAGUAACUGGGGGCGAGUUUACACUGCUGCCCUGUCCAAUGACGCUACACCCGACAAUGACCCCAACUACUUCAUGAAUGAACCAACAUUUUACACAGCAGAUGGCACACCUUUCACAGCAGCAGAUCCUGAGUACUCCGAGAAAUAUCAGGAGAUUCUAGACAGAGAAGACUAUUUCCCUGACACAUAUGAAGAGAAUGGAAAUGAAUCUUUUUGUGGUGAGGACGACGAGAUGGACCCAGAGAUCGAGGAAGCGUUUGAGAGGUUUUGCAUGGAAUCCGAGAUGAAAGGAAAGUAAUGAGCGCUGUAGACUGCGAGAUCGCCAUGUCAACGCCACACCUGACCGCUGGAAUGUUUCAGAGUGGGCGGAACCAAAACAAAUUUUGCUUGAUUUUUGUUUCAUUUCUCAAUGAGCACUUCCUGGCUAGUGUCACUGGAUUGUAUGGCUGGGAUAUCUAUUUAAUUGUAACACAUGACAAUUAGCUUGUCCGUCAAGCCAUCGAGUCGUCAGUAGCCAUGGGUUUGGCAUUUGGGUUGUGAGGUUCAUAAUUUUAUGCGUGUUCUGAUUUGUCAAACAUCCAAAAAAAAGAGAAUGUUUGCAGUGAGAAGAAUAGCAUUAUCAAGUGUAUGCGUGUGAUUUGUUUGCAAACUAACCGCUCAAUGUCAAAGAAAUUGUAGGAGAAUUGAAGUGGGACACGUAAUAUCAGGUGGCUUUCUCACUCCUGAAGGCUUUGCUGUUUCUUGAUGCAACACAGCGAGAAAGACAAAAAAAAGUUGUUUUAAGUUUUCUGCCUUUCUCAGAUUCUCCUCAAACUCUUUAGAGUUUUAUUUUCUUUUUAUGCACAUGGUAGAGGAAAAGAGGAGCUGCCACUUUCUAGUCAUCUUGUUUUGUGGGGAGGUUUCCAAAUAAGUGAUGUGUGUCAACUAGGCGAGGAAAAUCUCUGCCCUGUUUUGGGAGUAUGCACCGAUUCAUCACCACUGUGAUUUACAGAACUGUUCUUUCUGAUCACCAACAUCUCAUGGAUCCCCAAUAAAGGAAUGUUUAUUUUAAUAUAGUUGUAAAUAUUAUUUACUGCAUUGUUUGCCUGCAAUAAAUCUUUAUAAAA
Molecule: messenger RNA, 2306 nt
Organism: Xyrauchen texanus (razorback sucker)
Lineage: Eukaryota; Metazoa; Chordata; Actinopteri; Cypriniformes; Catostomidae
Product: polyadenylate-binding protein-interacting protein 1-like
Exons: 11
Coding region: 218-1498 (426 amino acids)
Biological process (GO): regulation of translational initiation
Molecular function (GO): protein binding; translation activator activity; RNA binding
Source: RefSeq, a predicted model, not a curated record